Darwinula stevensoni is the source of this 744-nucleotide messenger RNA. NCBI's taxonomy places the organism in Eukaryota, Metazoa, Arthropoda, Ostracoda, Podocopida, Darwinulidae. The record is from the annotation of a GenBank genome assembly.
AUGGCGGUAAAUACUACUCGCAAUCCAGAAUCUCGGCUUUUGUUCACGAGGGAAGAACUUCUCUACUCUGCAAUCUAUCUCACUGUCGUGGGGAUAUUGGCGACAGUGGGAAACGGAUUGUUCCUGGCGACGAUCCUCCACAGGAAAAGAUUUCGCCGGGAUCCUCACAUGCAGCUGCUGAUGAACCUGGCGGCGUCCGACCUCCUCGUCUCCUUCCUCGGCUAUCCCUUCGCCACCAUUUCGAGCUACUAUGGAUACUGGGCGUUCUCAGACACUCUCUGCCAGGUCUACGCCUUCGUCUCCUUCGCGACUUCCUUGGUAUAUUUCCAACGCUACUACGUGACUUAUGUGACUUUCCUCGAGAAGAGGUUAUCUGGGAAGUUGGUGUGGGGGUUCAUCGUGUUUGUAUGGGUCUUCAGCGUGAUUUGGCCCCUCCCUCCGCUCCUGGGGCUCUGGUCCCGAUUCGUCCAGGGGCCGUUCUCCAUCUCCUGCUCCAUCGAUUGGCACGAUACCAGUUUCUCUGCCAUCAUCUACAUCGUCGCCACCACCAUCUUCUGCUACCUGUUCUCCAUCGUGCUCGUGGCCACCCUGUACACGAUCGUGUUGCGCCACGUGAUGCGAUACCACCCGACCGUCAUCCACUCGGGCGGGGUGCCCGUCAGGUCCUCCAUCUGCUGCGGCAACUGCCUCGGCCUCAAGCCCAUGGAACUCCAUCUCCUCAAGGUGAAGUCUGUCACAAAAUGA